GCCAAGCAGUCUCUAGACUCAGAAAGAAAGAAAAAAGAAGAGAGGGGCAACCGGGGAGGGGGCAUCCUUCCGGGCCCAGUUUGCGCCUGAGCCGCGAGAACAAUUCGGGAAGGGCCUGAGCGGCUCUCCCCGCCCUCCGUCCCUCCUUCCGUUCCUUGCAUGCAAAGGCUUGCUCUUGGUGGGGGAAGGAGGAGGAGGAAGAGGAGGAGGAGGAAGAGGAGAGACGAAAUCUGCAGCGCCCCCCCCCACCUCCCAAGCGGUUCCCCUCCGGGCCUCCCGCUGCCCCACCGGCUUCCUCGGCCCCCGCUUGGAGGGAAGGGUCGGGAAGGACGCGCUCCUCCCCACGGCGCCCUUCCUCCGGCUUCUUUCCCCCCCACACACACACACACACGGAGCCCAAGGGGCGCUUGCCUCUGCCCCAUCGCCCUGCUUGGGAGCUGUUGUUGAAUGGGGGGAAAGGUGUCAGCAGAAGGAGUCAGACAUAGAAACAGAGAAGAAAAGAGGUGGGAAAGAGAAGUAAAUUAAAAGAGGAAGAAUCAGCCGUUUGCUUCUCAAGGCAGUGGAUCACCGUGAAAUCAGAAUUUUCGAAAAUUAGAAAACAAGAGAGAAGGACAAUGAAUCAAAACCCUGUAGGUAAGAAACAUUUCAGUUCUUAUGCAAGUUUUCAAACACACUGCAAAACCUACAAAGACAAAAAACCACAUCAGUGCUUAGAGUAUGGAAGGAGUUUCCAUGAGAGCUCACAUCUGACUUCUCAUCCAAGAAAACAUGCCGAAGAGAAACCGUACAAAUGCUUAGAAUGUGGCAAGACCUUCAGCUUGAAAACCAGCCUCAGUCGGCAUCAGAGAACUCACACGGGGGAAAAACCAUACAGCUGCUUGGAGUGCGGAAAAAGCUUUCCCGUGAGCACCAGUCUGACCUCUCAUCAAAUCACUCACACAAGGGAGAAGCCGUAUAAAUGCUUGGAAUGCGGGAAAAGCUUCAGUUUUAACAAAAGCCUCAACAGACAUAAAAGAUCUCACACGGGGGAGAAACCCCAUCGAUGUUCAGAGUGUGGAAAGAGCUUCCAGGUGAGGACAAAUCUUACUCUCCAUCGUAGGAGUCACACAGGAGAGAAACCGUAUAAAUGCUCUGAUUGUGGCAAGAGCUUCAGCUUCAACAAAAGCCUCAGUCGGCAUCAGAGAACUCACACAGGGGAGAAGCCGUACAAGUGCUGGCAGUGUGAAAAAAGCUUCCAUUUGAGCACCAGCCUCACAUCUCAUCAAAGGAUCCAUACUGAGGAGAAACCGUAUAAAUGUGUGGAAUGCGAGAAGAGUUUUCAGUGGGGCACCAGUUUGGCUUUUCAUCAGAGAACUCACUCAGGAGAGAAACCGUAUCAAUGCUUGGAUUGUGGAAAGAGCUUCAGCUUAAAAGCAAACCUCAAAAGGCAUCAGAGAAUUCACACAGGGGAGAAACCGUACCAGUGCUUGGAGUGCGGAAAGAGCUUCAGUUUGAACACAAACCUCGCAAGGCAUCAAAGAACCCACACGGGAGAAAAACCAUAUCAAUGCUUGGAAUGCGGAAAGAGCUUCGGGAGGAAAACCAACCUGAGCAGGCACCAAACGACACAUACGCUGGAGAAGCCCUACAAAUGUUUGGAGUGUGGAAAAAACUUCAGUAGAAACUCAAACCUCCAUAGACAUCAAAGGAACUCACACAAGAAAGAAAAUGUAUAAAUGUUCAGAGUGUAGGAAGAACUUUAUUUCAAGGUCACACUUCAUUUCUUUUUUCUUUUUUUUAAAUCAAAGAAUUCACAU
This is a messenger RNA of Pogona vitticeps (central bearded dragon), 1796 nucleotides long. RefSeq lists its product as uncharacterized. The record is from RefSeq and is a predicted model, not a curated record. NCBI's taxonomy places the organism in Eukaryota, Metazoa, Chordata, Lepidosauria, Squamata, Agamidae.